Thermochaetoides thermophila DSM 1495 is the source of this 1014-nucleotide messenger RNA. Its product is annotated as mannose 6-phosphate receptor-like protein. NCBI's taxonomy places the organism in Eukaryota, Fungi, Ascomycota, Sordariomycetes, Sordariales, Chaetomiaceae. The transcript is spliced from 2 exons. Bases 1 to 1014 code for a protein of 337 amino acids. Gene Ontology annotation, biological process: vacuolar transport. The record is from RefSeq and is a predicted model, not a curated record.
AUGUAUCGACCUACGUCGCCGCGAGGCCUUCUCCUCUUCGCACUGGCGGCGCUCUUGAGCCUAGCGCUCGCUGAUAAUCCAACAAAGACCACGACUUCAACCACGUCCGUCGUUACUCCUUGCGUUGCGACGUCGACCAAUGGCGCUUUCUUCGAUCUCCGCCCCGACCAGGCCAUUGUGGUCGCUGAGGGGGAGAAGCCGCCGAAGGGCGUACCCACCGAGGACUACACUGCCAGAGGUUGGGACUAUGGGACCAACUUCACUCUGAACAUCUGCGGGGCCGUUGUUGGUGAGGUCACCGACGUCGUCGGCGUUGAAGAAAAGUAUUGGCGCAACGUCAGUGCCUAUUACACAAAGGAUGGGAAGAUCUACUCCCUGGGUCUACAAUCAGGAGACUUGAUCCCUCGCGGGCGCAAGCUUGUACUUCAGUACACCGGCGGGUCGCCAUGUGGUGCUCCUGAGAACAAGCGCAGACGUAAGCGCCAAUAUCUUGAGGACGAUCCGGAAGGAAUGCAUAGCAGGUACGACGACGAAUGGCGCCGAUACGACGAGGGCAACGAGAACUGGAGCGACGAGGACCGCGACCGGAACAAUGAAGGGUCCAGGGAAAAUCACGAGGAGGACAGGGAAGACAAGCCUCCGACCACCCGUCGCAAGUCGGCCCUCAUCUCCUUCCUCUGUGACCGCGACCCCGACACGCCCACCGCGGCCUCCUUCGUCGGCACAGAUCCUGACGAGUGUGCUUACUUUUUCGAAGUGCGCUCAAAGCACGCCUGCGCGGCCGCCGAGCCUCACAAGCCCGGCAGUGUUGGUCCUGGCGGCGUCUUCGCCAUCAUUUUCUUCAUCACGGUCUUGGUCUACGUCAUCGGAGGCGUUUUCUACCAGCGUACCGUUGCGCAUGCCCGUGGCUGGCGACAGCUGCCGAACUACAGUCUCUGGGCGGGCAUCUGGAGCUUUGUCAAGGUACGGAGGGGGGAUGAGCAGCGGAAGAGCCCGGUGUAUUCGGCGCUCUGA